CACCUCCUCGUCCAACACCACGCAGAAAUGCCCUCCUUCCUUGGCAUAGGCAAGAAGAAGGGUCAGUCCUCGUCAUCAACAGCGUCACCAGCAUAUCAAGGCUCACCGCAUUCGCAGUCCAACUCUCAAGCCUCCAAUAGCCAUGCAGCAACCGCCGCUCCUGCCGCUCCUUCGUCCUCCUCAUCCUCGUCCUCCCCUUCCCAAACGCACUUCGACAUCGCCGGACUCCCGAUCAUUGUAUACGGGCUCAGCGAACUCACUCUCAGCACAUCAAGUAGCACAGCCCCGCGUCCACCAGACGUAUGUGUCUCUUUCCACCUGCACGGACGAGGCGGAGACGCCAAGAACGAAGACCACAUCUGUCGGGGCAUCUACCAACGGGCCACCAGUAACGUCGCUGCUUCCUCUACCUCUCAGCCAGCUCGUGAGCUCCUCGUGGUAACAUUCGAUGCUCGCAAUCACGGCCAUCGUACCACCAACUCGCUGGGCCAAAAGGGGUGGGGGGUCGGAAACAAGCAGCAUGCACUAGACCUCUACGGGAUGAUCCUGGGAAACGCAGCGGACGUGUCGUUCCUUAUCGACUUGCUCCCUGCCUACCUCUUCCCGCACGACGAUCGACGUGUGAGCGCUUGGUGUGUAAUGGGCAAGAGUCUUGGAGGCCACGCAGUCUGGCAUGUGCUCAAGGAUGAGCCGCGAGUGACGGUGGGAGUCAACAUGAUCGGCUGCCCGGAUUACGGGCGACUGCUUGAGUACAGGACGAAGCAGGCCUUCCUGUCUAAUGGACCGCCGCAUGUUCCGAGGAGCUUGAAGGCGCUGAUACAAGCUAGAGACCCAGCCAAGAGUCCCUUUGAUCGAUGGGGCAAGGAGAAUCCUUACUGGGGCAAGCGGAUAUUGAGCUUGUCAGGCGCAGACGAUAAGCUAGUGCACGCCUCCUUCUCCAAGCCGUUCCUCUCCCGCCUGAUGGUCGCAGAGCCUCAUGGCGCCGGUGGGGUGCAGGAGGGGUUGGAGGUGCGUUUCAUCGAGGGGGUGGGGCAUGAGGUCACGCCGGCGAUGGUGGAGGAGGCUGGGCGAUGGAUUGGGCAGUGGGGCAUGAGAGUUUGACCAGUAAAAGUGAUAGCAUGGCGUUGUAAAAGCAUCAAUCCAAUACCACUCGCAC
Jaminaea rosea is the source of this 1156-nucleotide messenger RNA. RefSeq lists its product as hypothetical. Bases 28 to 1101 code for a protein of 357 amino acids. Lineage: Eukaryota; Fungi; Basidiomycota; Exobasidiomycetes; Microstromatales. The record is from RefSeq and is a predicted model, not a curated record. The transcript is spliced from 2 exons.